AUGUCAAUCGCGGUUGUUGAUGAUAGCCUUCGUCAUCGUCAAUCCGCCGCCGUCACCGUCUUCCUCCAGCAGCCAAGUUAUCUCUCGCAGCCCGAAUGCCAUCAUCUACGUCGGUGUCUGGUUCGGCGUCCGAAACUUCCAUCAGAGUCUUCCCUUCACAUAAUCACGAUCGAAUUUCUUCUGCUUGCCGCCACCGACAUCGACCGACCGGUCAAGGAUAGGGCUCCGCCCAAAUCACCCUGCAUUUACAUAUCAAAAUCAAAAUCGAAAUUGAUGAACCAUUACGUCGAUGAGAUCUUAGCGGGGCAGAGAACGACUGGUCGAAAGGGAGCUGACUGGGCCCUGAUGUGUGAAGAAAGGGAAGACGGCGGCGGUGACGCGGCGGCAGAGCAGUGGAAACAUGGCGCUGUCGUGUGUCUAGAAGGAUUCUCCGGCGGAUGUAAAUAA
Messenger RNA from Striga asiatica, 447 nucleotides. The record is from the annotation of a GenBank genome assembly. NCBI's taxonomy places the organism in Eukaryota, Viridiplantae, Streptophyta, Magnoliopsida, Lamiales, Orobanchaceae.